Molecule: messenger RNA, 2161 nt
Organism: Chrysoperla carnea
Lineage: Eukaryota; Metazoa; Arthropoda; Insecta; Neuroptera; Chrysopidae
Product: GATA zinc finger domain-containing protein 7-like
Exons: 5
Coding region: 25-2139 (704 amino acids)
Source: RefSeq, a predicted model, not a curated record
UUAUUUUGUGAUAAUUAAAAAAAAAUGUCGAUUAACAUUCCAAAAAAUGUCAAUUUAAUUGAUUUAAAUAGUCCUAUUUUAAAACAUCAGUUAAUAAAACCGUUAAUGCCGGAAUCAAAAUUAGUGUUUCCCUUGGAGUCGGCAAGAGAUAGUUUAGACAAUAAUCCAUUUGAUCAAGUUUUUAAAGAAGCUAUCAAAUUCGAUAAUGAACCGGAUCCUUUUGAAAUAGUUGAAGAAAAGGUGAAACAAUAUGAAAAUAUUCAAAUUGAAAUAAAUAGAGAUGAUGAUGCGGAUUCGUCUUUAGGUAUUUUAGACGAUUUAGAUGAUAGUUUAAACACAUUAGAGAAAGAAAUUACAACACCGAAUAGAAUAGAAACUUCAGGAGUAUUAAACGCUUCCACCGAGCAAGAAAUUCGGGAAACAAUUGCAGAACGAGUGAAUCGAUGUAUCGAGCAAGCUUCACCAUCACAUAGAAGUAAUUUAUCGUUGAAUUUAAAUUUAAGACGUUCAUAUUCGAAUAGUUAUCUAGGUAUAUCGAAUCAAUUAAGCUCGAUUUCGGGUGGAGAUGCGUGUUCAUCGUUAAAUCGUGCUGGUUUCCUAAAUACAGCUUCAACGUUUGAAGAAUUUAUUUCGGAACAACGUUUAGAAAACGAUUUUGAUAAAGCAUUUCAUGAACAAUUACAACGGCGUCCAUCAUAUAAUUAUCAAAGUUCAUCGGCGUGUGUGAUUCCGCUGGCUGGAAGACAAUCAUUAAGUGCACGUAAACCAUAUAAAAAUGAAUUACCAACAUUAGAACAUUUUCGUUUAAAGAAUUACAAUUUUAAAGAACGAUUAAAAUCAUUUGAUAAUUUGGAUAAUGAAGAUAGUCCUAAAAAUAAGGAUGAUUCGAAUGAUUCUGUAUUUUUUGAACCUAGGAAAUUAGUCGAUGCGUUUUCGAAGUAUAGUGAUGGUUCAUUUAAUUUAAAUGUAAAUGGUCGAAGUUCUCCCUGCGAAUCAAUUAAAGAAGAAGUGAUUAACGAUUGUGAUAAUAAUUUAAAUAAAGACUUAAAUGAAAUAGAUGAAAAUGAAAAUCAAGAAAAAAAUAUUAACUUCAAUAAUAAUUCCAUUACAAAAAUUCAAAAAACCAAUAAAAAAUUGAAUCAAUCAAAAAAAUGGAAGAAAGAAACUAUACAAGUUUUAGAAACGAUUUUGCAAGCUUUAAAAACCGAAAGCGAUACCGAUGAUAACAACGAAGACUACUUAACUAACAUAGCUAAAAUAAUUACCGAUAAACAGACACAGCAUAAUGAAAAUGUGAACCAUCAAGAAGAAAAUUUAGAUAGUACAGCUUCAUGUGAUUCUAGUGAUGAUUUUGUUGAAGUAAAACCUCAACCUCAAGAAGUAAUUCAACCAAAACCAUCAAAAAUGCGUAAAUCUUAUUCAUUCACAAAUUGCCAGCCACAAAAAUUAAAUUUGGAAGCAACAAAACCAGUAAUAAAAACUCAAAAAAUUGAAAUUAAUACUCAACAACAAUUGAAGAAUUUACGUCCAAAAAAUUCGACUUCAGAUAUAGGGAAAAAAGGACCAUUAAAAGCUGUCAUUCCUAUAAUUGAUAUUAUGACCAAAGACGCAGUAGUGAAAAAUUCAAAACCAACGGUAAAAAAUACAUCCAUAGUUGUAAAAUCAAAUAAAAUGAUUUCAAGUACCCCCAAAACUGAAUCAAAAACUAAACCUAUUGCUCAAUCAACCCCCACCAAUACAACAAACUCAAAAUUGAAAUCACGUAAAUCCGUCGGUAUAUCACCCAUUUCCAGGUAUUCGCAAUCAAAUAAUCGUAAAAGUAACAACGAUAAUACAUUAAAUUCAACGUUUUCACCACCGACACCAAUCGAUAACGUCAAGACUGGUCCAAAAUUAGCUAAAAGAUUAACAUCAAUUCAUAGUUCUAGUACAUUAGGUAAAAUGACUCCACGAACAUCUUCACAACUUUUAACGCGACAUAAAUCUGCGAGUGAGUUAAAAGUAUCAUUCGAUAAGAAAGUUAUGGAAAAAACGACUGGUGCUAAAAGUAAAAUAACUGCUUUGCGGCCAUUAAAUCAUGUUAUUUCGAAAGUGCAUCGUACUUCGUCAGUUCCUGGGAAAGAAAAUAUUCGGAAUUAAAAUACUCUGUUUUUAAUUGUUU